GACAGGUUUAUCACGAUAGACAAAUAUUUCGAAGUCGUUUUCGACCAAUGCCCUUCUCAUUCAGGAACGCAGCAUUGCAAACCACAGGGCUCAUCAUGUUGAUCCGUGCUUACAAGUGUUUGGUAACGGAUCUCCGUUCAGUGUUUCUGGCCACACUCGCCAUGCUCCAAACCCGUCGGCUAGGAAACUGUCACGGGCCGUUGGGAUGAGCUUUUCGCAGGGCUCAGACUUGGACUCAUCCGAUGAACUCACCCCUGGCCUUAGCUCACCGGCCUCCUUCGAAGAAUGUCCCCUCGCAGCCUCUAGGCUAGCGUUGGUGGUCGGUCUGCAAGACCACCGACCUGCCGCCUAGAUGGGGACCUGCUUCUUCUACGCCGAUCUCACAAGGCGCGUUCCUCAUAGCACACACAAUACCGUCAACAAGCUUCCAGCUGGCUGGGUGAUGUUGCCGCUCGAUCUUUUUUUCUUCUCAAUUUCCUUCUGACGUAUGAUCUCGUCUUCGUUAAUCAGAGAUAUAUUUCUCCGACACUUCUGGCCACUUUCGUUUGUGACACGCAGGUUGCAUCUCUCGUUUGCAUACCUUACCUAUUUGACCCUUCACACCACACUCACUUCAAUCUUUGUUUCAUUGCACCUUGACUUCAAAAUAUAGCAGACACCUACCAUCGAACCAUGGGGCCGCCCUCCUUCCUUAUGAGGAGCAAAUCUGACGAUUCCUUCUUGAGCAUACUUUCCACCAAAGAGGAGAAGUCGCUUCUUCCAGCGCCAGUACACCGAAAACCAAAAAUCAGAGUACGAACGCUUCUAGGCCAUUGCUUAUAUCGUAGGGUGAUAUUAUGGACUGCCGGCAUUCUAUUUCUCUUAUGCUUAGCGCUUUCAUCACCAGGGGGUCGCCAACGCCGCCAAAGGCUGAUGGAGUUGGUGGACUUGAGCCAUCAGGAUGUGAGAAGCAGCGGUGGUGAGGGUGAAGCACCAACAGUUGCCAAGGACACAGAGGGUGUGAUUUUUGUAGUCUCCGCGGGAGAUGCGCCACAGGUUCAAGUUCAGGGGGAGCACAUGCCGACCUGGUUGCGAUUUAGACACCUUGACGGUUUCUUCAAUGGUCUCAAAGCCCUAGUGCCAGCAAACGAACACAUACCGGAGUAUCCCAGGAAGCCGGGUGAGGCGUCACCGUUCCCACUCACGCUAUCUUACACCGGCUUGCCGACCCCGACGCCCUACGUACCUCAACCUGACUAUGAAUCGCCGGAAUACAUCUCCCAGUACCACGCCGUCGAAAAAUGUUACCUCGACAAGGAACGGAGGAUUCCGGUUCCCGAUCUGUUUGCUUACAAUGGCGUUGUCCAAGGCCAGCCAGAACCCGCCAUGGGCUCGCGCAACUUACUGGGACUUCGUGACGAUGUUUGCUUUGACAGAUUCGGUCGAUACGGGCCUUAUGGCCUUGGAUAUAGCUUUGACGAGGGAGGUGCAUUUGUUGGCACUGACACAGAGCAGGAAGGCAGCAGUACGGUUUGGGAAAAGACCGGCAAAAUUAACUAUGAAAACAUGGACUGGGGCGAUGCCCAGACGCGCUGCUACGAAUCGAACAAGAAGCGCUUCACCGACCCAGCAGCACCAACAAAAACUGCAGCAGUUUCAGGCCAACUUCAUCAACGGUCAUUUUUGCGCAACGAGCGGCAGAAGAUCCCCCGGACGGCCGUGGUCAUCAGGGCCUAUGUUGGGUUUCAGUGGACACAACACAACAUCUUGAACUUCCGGGCCCUGAUAUCUGAACUGGCGCUCAAAUCUGGCGGGGAAUACGCCGUACACUUCCUCCUCCACGUGCGCAACAAUAACGAGGCCAUUUGGGCCGACCCCAUGACGGCCCAGCGCAUCCUGGACGAGAACAUUCCCCAAGAGUUCCACGGUCUCUGCACGCUAUGGUCGGAAGCCCAAAUGCGCCUCUACUACCCAGGAAAUUUUGGGGGCAGCUUCCAGAACCCCAGCGGUGGUGAUAUUCAUGGUGUUUACCGCAGCGCCCAUUUCCCUCUGCAGCACUUCGCCAUGCAGCACCCCGAGUAUGAAUAUUUUUGGAACUGGGAACUCGACAUGCGCUGGUUAGGGAAUUACUAUGAGCUCUUUGAUCGCCUCAGUGCCUGGGCCAAGGAACAGCCCCGUAACGAACUGUGGGAGCGCUCUGCCAAAUACUACAUCCCUUCCUACCACGGCUCUUGGGAGAACUUUACCUCCUUGGUGCAUAAUGAGACCUUGAACAGCGGACGCGAGGCCACCUACGGCCCAGUUCAGUUCCCCGGCCGCCAACCCCUCCGAUCAGAACUCCGAGGCGAGAGCUUCAUGCCCUCCAAUUGCGAUCCAAACGACAAAUCCGACACCGAGUGCGGCAAAGGCGAAGAAGCCGAUCUCAUCACUCUGAACCCGCUAUUCGACACGGAGCACUCGGGCUGGGUCUUUUCAACGGAUGUCACAGGAUAUAAGCGCUCCUUGCCUCUGCCUCCGAGAAGAUGUAGCAUCAUCACCGCUAGCCGGCUCUCCCGUAGAUUGCUGAACACCAUGCACGAGGAGACCUGGAGACUGAAGCACACCAUGUUUGCCGAGAUGUACCCCGCCACUAUGGCACUUCACCACGGGUUGAAGGCCGUCUAUGCCCCUCACCCUGUUUACUUGGACCGAGAGUGGGAGAUUGAAGCGAUUGACAAGGCUUUCAACGGCGGGAGGGACCACACUGCUGGCGGGCACGGUUCUCCGUUUGACUUGAACAACGAGCAUAAUCACAAGGGGAGCAGCUGGUACUACAAUAGUGAGUUUGCUGGCUUGCUUUGGAGGAGGUGGUUGGGGUAUGCGCAGUUUGAUGGCCGGGGAAAGAAUGGUGGACGGUCAGGGGAAGGGCAAUUAAGGGGUGGGAAAGAGGAGGAGGAGAAGGCGGCUGGGACGGGCAGGUUGUGCUUGAGGAGCAUGUUGGUUCAUCCUAUCAAGUGGGAGCAUCCUAGUGAGCUGGAUUGAGUUCCCAGAGCAGCAUGUUUGGAGUCUUUUUUUUGAUAAGGCGGGGAAGGGAGUGGCAAAGGGCUGGUUGAACCUUUGCUGUUGGGAUAUCCGGUAAUAAGGGCUGCAUAAUUGGGUGGACAGGUGGCAUAAAAGUAGCAUUUUUUGCGGUCGUGUUUGAUAAUGUAUAUGCUUCUUUCUUUCUUUUGUUAACAAGCUAGCCGUAGUUUUGAUAGGCAUUGAAGCAAUGUUUUCUUCCAA
Podospora bellae-mahoneyi is the source of this 3240-nucleotide messenger RNA. RefSeq lists its product as uncharacterized. The record is from RefSeq and is a predicted model, not a curated record. Bases 673 to 3000 code for a protein of 775 amino acids. Lineage: Eukaryota; Fungi; Ascomycota; Sordariomycetes; Sordariales; Podosporaceae. The transcript has 2 exons.